AUGAGUGGUGCGUGUGAAUCUGCUGCAUGUGCUUCCGAGCUAAGCGAGCCUCAGUUGAAAGAGGGAAGCGUUUCCCCCAGCAGCUCGCAGGCUGAGACCGUGCGUGUGAUGGAGGUCUUCAGCCCAGACCCUGCGCACCAUAAAAGUGGGGUCCGUCCUGUGUCCAUGCAUCCUCUGGAUUUGCGUCCUCCCGGCGACUCCACUGGACCCUUUGUGAGUACAAUGAGCUCGGCCUGUCCUGAGACUGGGUCUGCAUCUUCUUCGCAGCUGCUUUGUGAUUCUAUGCGGCCCGCGAGGGUUUCUUCGACCGAAAGAUCAGAUUGCUCUGGGCAGAGCACUGGUGGAGUGCAACAGGUGUCCUGCAAUGCCUCGAGCCUUGGCAUCCGCACUGGUUCCCGGCCGGUCUUCACAGGUCUGGUGACCACAUGUGUCGAGGGUGAGAAGGUGUCGCGGCCCAGUGUCCUGCGUGAGGUAACCCCUAUAAGCUCGAGACCUGUUUUCACCGGCCCGGGGUCCAUUCCCCGGAGGGGCGAGGGAUAUCCCGCACGAGGUGAGUCAGACCCUCCUGUGAUUCAAGAGGUGCCGGAUGCUGAAGCUGUUGGCAAUCCGCUGGCCUCGUUGCUUCCGUGCGGCAGGCCCCUGCCCCCGCGUCCUCCAACCCCCAAACGGAAACGUCUUGAGCCUGAGAGGGCUAGUUGCUCAAGUGGCAGUGCCUCUUCUGAAGAGGGCCUUACGCCAGCAGAUGCAGAGGCCUUUUUGGCAAGGCUUGAUGCCCGCCCCACAUGUUCGUCAGGACAUCCAUUGUUUUCCUUUGGGCCACCUGAGCCAGGGUGGUGGUGCAGCUCUUGUAAGCGUGUGUUCACAACACGCCGCUUGCUUUGGGGGUGCAGGGUUUGCGACUUUGAUGUUUGCGGCAAUUGCUUGGUCAAUCUUCGCAGUGAAACAACCAGCGCACCCUCGGCUGCGGGUGCGACCACCCCGGCCCCAGGUGACUCCGGUGGUGUUGAAGCGUGGCCUUCAGUGCGGCUUUUGCGUGCUUCGGGGACCCUCCCACGGAAAGAUAUGUUCCCGGAUGAUUUACGGUUGACUCUGGAGGUUGAUGGGCAAGAGCUUCCGGUUGUGGGGUCCUGUUUGGCGCCUGAGCUCAAGGGUGGGUUCCGUAAGGUGUUCCACCUUAGAGGGGCAUGGCCCUCCCCCAACGUUGUGUUGAAGCUCGCCCAGAGUGAUGCAGACAACAUCAAUGAAGUCAAGUGUGCUGCUGUGUGUCCAGCUGCAUUUACGCACAUCCUUGGCAGUGGCUCGAUAUAUGGAUUUCGCUCGGUGUUGGUGGCUUGUGCAAAGCGUCGUAUGUCGUCGCCGAGCGGGCAGUCCCGUUGA
Molecule: messenger RNA, 1377 nt
Organism: Symbiodinium natans
Lineage: Eukaryota; Dinophyceae; Suessiales; Symbiodiniaceae
Source: the annotation of a GenBank genome assembly